AUGAAAGCCCUGAGAAUGGGAGGCUUCUGGGCGGACCGGACCGCUCUGCACGAGGCAGCGUCCCACGGCAGGGCCCUGCAGCUGAAACAGCUGAUAGAAAGUGGGGCAGCGGUCAACAUGGUGACAGUGGACAACAUCACUCCUCUCCACGAGGCCUGCAUCCAGGGUCAUCCAAACUGUGCCCGGCUGCUGCUGGAGGCUGGAGCCCAGGUGGACGUACGGACCGUUCACGGGAGCACUCCUCUGUGUAACGCCUGCACUUCCGGCAGCCUGAAGUGUGCCCAGCUGCUUUUGCAAUACGGAGCCAAAGUGAACCCACGUCCACUGUAUGAAGUCCACUUUGGUCCACCACUCCACAUCGCAUGUGCUAAAGGACACGUGGACUGUGUCAAGGAGCUGCUUAAUGCAGGUGCCAAUCUGAACUCAGUUAAGUUCCACGAGGUAGCCUUGCACCAUACAGCACGAGUCGACAUGGUGGAUAUGAUCGAGCUUUUGAUGGAGUUUGGAGCCAACGUGUACGCCAGCGACAACCGAAGAAAGCCUGUAGACUACACAACACCUGCAUCUCCGGCUUACACCUGCCUCAUGUUUUAUAAAAGUAAUCCUCUGAGUCUACAGCAGCUUUGUAGAAUCACUGUGAGGAUGAGGCUGGGUACCAGAGCCUCAGAGGUCAUAGGUCAGCUGGACACAUCCCACCGCAUCCACAGCUACCUCCAGUACUGUGAUCACCCUGCAUCGCUACAGAAUCAUGAAAUAAUCAAUUCGCGGUUGUUUACAAACACCUCGUGUCUGUCCGUCUGCUUAAACGUUGUUAAUUUCGCCGGGAGAAACAAAUACAGGAUGGAAAUUGAAAACGCUCGUCCAUAUUUCUUUGGAGACAUCGGCUGCUGGUCGGAGAGAACAGAGGUACACAAGGCGGCGUCGCUCGGCCACACUUCACAGCUGGAGCACCUCAUCCGAAGCGGAGCCUCGGUCAACAUCGUGGCGGUGGACUCCAUCACAGCGCUGCACGAGGCCUGCCUCCGCGGACAGGCCCAGUGUGUCCGGCUGCUGCUGGACGCUGGAGCCCAGGUGGAUGCGAGGAACGUAGACGGGAGCACCCCGCUGUGCGAUGCCUGUUCGGCAGGCAGUCUGGAGUGUGUCAGGCUCUUGCUGGAUCACGGCGCCAAGGCCGACCCUGCCCUCACCUCCCGCACGGCCUCGCCCCUCCACGAGGCCUGCAUGGGAGGAAACUCGGACUGCGUGAAGCUCCUGAUUGCCACGGGUGCUUGUCUGGAGGCGUACGACCUUUACUACGGGACCCCGCUACAUGUGGCUUGUGCCAACGAACACACGGACUGUGUGAAAGAGCUGCUCAAUGCAGGCGCUAAGGUGAAUGCUGCCCGGCUACACGAGACUCCGCUGCACCACGCUGCUAAAAACAUGCAGGUUGAGAUGGUGGAGACGCUGGUGGAGUUCGGGGCCAACGUCCACGCCAGGGACCAGCACAACAAGAGACCCGUCGAUUACACCACGCCCGGCUCUCCUUCUGCCACCUGCCUACAGUUUUAUGAGACCAACCCCAUGAAUCUGCAGCAGCUCAGCAGAUUGGCAGUGAGGACGAAGUUGGGCACCAGAGCUGUGAAGGUCAUAGGUCAACUGGAAAUACCGAAGCUCAUCAUGGGCUACCUCUGCCAUCAGUGAGUGUCCCAGGGGGGGAAGGACGAGUCGGACGAUGUUCACAGAAAACCUGAAACCUCAAAGAGCUGCAGCACGCUUCUGAAGGAAAAGAAACACAGCGAAGGUGCCAGUGUGUUAGAUAUGAUAAUAGUAGACUCACAGUUUAGGCACAAUUCUUCUUUUUAUCAAGUUUUGCAAGUAAAAUAUUCGAAAGUGGGGCAGAGACAGAGAGGAGUAUCCUAGCUCCUCUGUUGGAGUUGUUUCAUUGUGUUCACACUCACGCCAACGAUUGGAUUUUACUACAAGAAAUUUUGAAGCGGUAAUGAAACAGUCUCAAUUUAAUUCGACCAGGAAAUGAUAACCUUAAAGUAGAAAUCCAGACUGUCUCCUCAACGGCAGCAUCUUGAGGGAAAAGCCGCCCUCACCGCUACUCCCUUUGCUUUCUUUCACUGUCAACGAUCACAGUCACUAGCUCAGGUAAUGUAAGCACGCUGCGUGAAGGUGAUUGUUUUAGUUUAUUUUCAGUUCGCAAUGUUGUUGCCAAUGGAAGCACCAGUGUGUAACCUUACCCGGGGACAGUAUGGAUGUUUAGAAGUGGGGUUGUGUGAGGUGCUUCUCCAUAGUCAGCGUAAUAACUAGUAGAUGGAGUUUGGAGAAACAGACGGGAGCAAAGCAAUGUACUCGUGUGGACGUGUUUUAGACACAUGAAAAAAUGUAUAUCAGUUGAAGUGUCCGAUAUAUUUAGAAUAUGUUCACCUCUUUACCUUGCUGUCAGACAGACCUUUGUGACGGGGAGCUGAAGUCGUUAUCUGUGCUCUCUUCAAAGACACCAACAGUCAUUUCACCUCUCAGAACACAGCGGCCUCCAUCGGUUAGUUAGUUUGUGUCAUUGUGUGACUUCAGUGUUUUAAAGGGUUCGUGUUGGAUUCACCAAAGUCACACUGGUACUCCUGUCUUUCCCAUUUCUAUACACUGGCUAUGGAGAAGUGCUUCAUACCAUCACACUUCUAAAGAUCCAAAAUAUCCAUUAAGCUAUAAAAGUCUUAAAUAGCAUUUCAGGUUUGCUUUAGAUAGAAGAGAAGAGUGUCCCUCUAAUAGAAGAGAGGUUUUUAUUUGAAUUAGAGAACAGCUUUCAGAGCUCAGGUGGAGGAAGUAGUUUUUAGGAACUGAGGCAACAUCAUUUGCCCAAUUAAAGGUUGCUGGAUGGAAUCCUGGAUUUGCCGGGAAAAUGCACGCAUGUCACUAAACCUGCCGGCUUACCAUAAAUGCUGAGUAGCGGCCAAAAUGUGAAAUGACCGAGACGUUGUAUACAUGCUCGGUCAACAGAAGGCUGUCUCAUUUAAAAAUGUAACACCCAGUUUGCAUACCGAGGAGUGUUGCUGUCACAGCAGCACUCGUGACUCUCCAGAUGCUGCUUCGCUCCUGCUCAGAUUCCCGUGAUUCACAACCUCAGCGAUGGCCUUUGUUUCAUCCAGUUUUGAGGAGACUAUUUAUAGCUCCAUGUCUGUUGCUCCACUAAAGCUGCUCAUAGAGGCGACCCAGAGAGCUCAGUGAGGUCUUAGUAUUUUUAGAAGGAGUUGCAGGAAGUUGUUCCACAAAGUGCUUUGGAGUGCUUCAUCGGCUCUCUUCUGCGUUGACACGGCCUGUUUUGGUGUCUUAUCCACAGAGGUUGAAACCGGCCAGUUUAUUACGCAGCCUAAACUCUAAUCACUGCUACUUUUGAGCAUGAGCACCAGAGACUUCCACCAGCUGAUAAUGAAACAAGUAAUUUCUCAAAACAAUUUAGAGAACAGAAUUAUAAUAAUAAACUUAAUUAUCAACCUGAUUAAUAAAAAUAGCAUGCACUGUAGCUAUAACAUGUUGGAUAACUGAAGGUGUUAGUUAUCACCCUAACAGCAUGUUAGAUUAACACUAAAUGAAAACACUGCAGGUAUGAUGACCGUGAUACCGUUUCUUGUUCCCUUUGUUCCCCUUCAGUAUGAAGAAUAAAACACCACAUGCAGUUCACUGAGUUCACCCUUCAGGACUUUUUGGGGUGUUUUCAAACCUCUUGCUUCCAUAUGGAGCUACCAGGGGCACAGUAACCUUGCCUAGCUUUGAAGAGGCUGAUCUGUCAGUCUUCAUGGAGAACUGCAGCUGCAUGUUUACCGUUUUCUGACAGAUCUCUACUAAGCAUUCGAAAGCAAUAUCUCACGCUCUCGGCCGUCAUCCAAACCUGUCGUAUCACCCCCUUCUCUCCAAACGUGCCCGGGCUGCACGAUGCUGGCUGCAGCUACUCCAUAAAUAUGCUGAACCGUUAGUUUGUUUAACCAAAAAUGAAAAUUCCUAGAAACCGAUCUUCCAUCAUCACAAGAAAUGUUGACUAGUUUCCAUGCUACAGAGACGCAGUCUGGUUCAUCAUUAUCUUAGCCUGUAAAUAAUAUGGAAGCACAGAUCUCUCCUUCCUCCCGUGGAGCAUUCCCUUUAGGACUUAUAGUAUCUGACACUGAUACAGGUUGGGUUUCUACUUGCGGCUCCUCGACAGCAGAAGGGACUAGAAAAUAAGCAGAGGCAAGCAGGGCAGGCAUGCAGGGGACGUCCAGCUAUCUAAGAUGAGGAAUGGUCCAUAUUCCAAAAUAGGAAUGUUCAACUUCAGGUUAGUUGGCGAUGUCCGUUCUCUCGGUUUAAGUGUUGUCAUAUUAAAGUAAAUAAAGUCCGGUUUAAUCUGCUCCGAUGUUGAAAACACUCUGAUUCAUCUGUUUAAGGUGCUAAGAAAAACAAACUGAGGAAUGAUCCCAACAAUGUGUCAUCAAUAUUUAUCGAAUUAAGCUGUACAGAAGUGUUGCUCUGAAUAUGUUGAUUUAUUGAAUAAAUUGUGCUGUCCUCAUGCCUUUGAAUGAAUCCGGCUUUCAUACAUGUACUGUAUGCUGGACUGUCUGCUGCCAACUGAUUCUUGUCAACACAAAUCCCAGAACAGUACGUGAUGGAUGUUUCAUCCUGACAGCACAUCUUCUCCCUGUACAGCAGGGCAGCAGCCGCACGGAGGAGAGACGCAGUGUGGGAAAGCAGCGCUAGAACCAUCUAACUCAGUGAAUUAAGGAUUCAGUUCAACCAAACAAGAGUUGUGUAUUGUUGGAACAAUGGAAAGACGAACGUUUUGGGGAGUUUUAUUUAGUUUCUGUCCAGUUUGAAUAAAGUGUGUUUAACAAGGCAA
Anarrhichthys ocellatus (wolf-eel) is the source of this 4852-nucleotide messenger RNA. RefSeq names its product ankyrin repeat and SOCS box containing 13a, tandem duplicate 2 (gene asb13a.2). Gene Ontology annotation, molecular function: protein binding. The record is from RefSeq and is a predicted model, not a curated record. Gene Ontology annotation, biological process: intracellular signal transduction; protein ubiquitination; positive regulation of protein catabolic process. Lineage: Eukaryota; Metazoa; Chordata; Actinopteri; Perciformes; Anarhichadidae.